Molecule: messenger RNA, 2013 nt
Organism: Lingula anatina
Lineage: Eukaryota; Metazoa; Brachiopoda; Lingulata; Lingulida; Lingulidae
Biological process (GO): regulation of transcription by RNA polymerase II
Molecular function (GO): DNA-binding transcription factor activity; RNA polymerase II cis-regulatory region sequence-specific DNA binding
Source: RefSeq, a predicted model, not a curated record
GGCUGCCCUCUGGCGAGAGAAAAAUGAGUGCCUUGGCGGGUGCUAUGUCUUGAAGUCGACGUGCAAACUUCCUUAAAACGCAGCCUUUCAGAAUACAUGUCACCAAAAUGGUUUCCGAUCAGGUCAUGGCAGGUUCAUGUAGUUCAAUCGUUGUGACUGCAGAGAUAUUUGCCAAGUUUAGUCACAUUUUGCAGGAGACAGGCAUGAAUGCCAAUGAACUUAUGCAGCAUCUGUUCACUCUGUAUUUCAGGGACAGAUCAAAUGAGUCCAAGGGCAGAGAUCUUGAUGAAAGUGCCAACAAGGUUUUAGAAAAUCAAGAGUAUGAGUGUUCUGCAUUUAGCUGUGAUUUAGAUGAAGUCAACUCUAAAGAGGACUUUCACAGCGGUCUUUCUGACACAGUUCCUAACAUACCUCAGCCUGUGGACCAGAUGGUCAUUGGCAAACAUAAAACAGUUGUUUUAGAGAACAUUACAGACAAAGUAACUGGCAUGCUACAACAGUCAACUGGCACCAAACAUAAGAAAGGAUGCCCAAGGAAAGGACAAAGCAUGUUAAAACCACUGCAGCAACCAACUGAUGCCAAAUGUAAGAGAGGAUGUCCCAGAAAAGACCCAAGUGACACUGCAGUAGAAAAAGAACCAGAUAAUGGGAAAAUGCCACAGAGAAAGGAUAAUUGGAGGGAGGGCAUGUAUUAUAAAGAAGAUGGGCUGUUUUGCUGCAAGCAUUGUGAUUACAAGAGGGCAAAGUGGCGGCAGAUGUCCCAGCAUUUAAAUAUUCAUGCAGAGAUCAAGCCAUUCCUAUGUGGUGAUUGUGGAGCUCAGUUCCAUAGAAAAUAUCAUCUGUUACGACAUCAAAAAUCUCAACAUGGCAUAGAACCUGUCAAUAGCCACAAAUGUCAACAUUGUGACAAAACUUUCUUUUUCCCAUCUCUGCUGAAAACACACAUGGAAACAGCACACAGAGACACACCAGCAGAAUACAGCUGUGAUAAGUGUGACUACAAGACCCAUGUAAAGUAUUACUUACACAAACAUCAGGCCAAGCAUAUGGGCAAGAUUUACAAAUGUGAACAUUGUCAGUAUUCCACUGCAUGGCGCAAAAAUUUAAAAGAACACAGUCGAAGGCACACGGGAGAGAGGCUGAAAUGUGAGCUGUGUCCGUAUGUCACUGUCUACAACAAAUUGUACCGGAAACAUGUACAGAGACACCAAGAUGCUUUGGAGAAGCUUGUUUGUGACAAAUGUGGAAAGGAGUUUGGUACAGCAAAGAAAUUGAGAGAGCAUGAAAAGCUUCACUUGGAAGUCAAAAAAUUUCAGUGCACUGAGUGUUACCACGAAACCAGCUCAAAGUCUGCAUUACGAUGUCAUAUGAAGAAGCACACUUCCCCUAGGAAGGUUAAAAAGAAGAAGAAGAAGAAGACACAUCCAGAAACAGUACAAGUGGAGGGGAAUUUGAAUGAUUCCCUUACUGCAUUUGAUCCCUCCAGAUGUACAUGGCAGGCCAUUGGGGUCAGUGAACAGGGAGAUGUGUUAUUUGAUCAGCUUUUGGCUUGAGGAAAAUUAAGGAACUUUAUUAAAUUGGUCGAGUUGUUCAGCUGCAGUAGAAUGUGCAUGAACAUUUUGGGGUUUUGAAAGAAGGAAUGGAGUUUCAAUAGCAUAAGUUAGUAAAAAAAUUGGAAAAUUGUUGCCUUAUCAGCUCGCUACAAACUGAUCAUCAGCCUCUUUGACAGCUGUAGUAAAAUGUAGUAAAAAUAAUGUUACAGUUUGUUUGUGUUACAUAAGUUAUAGUGCACUUGUUGAAAUCAUUGAACUUCCUGUAUUGCAUGCACGUUUCCUGUUCUGAAGCGAAUGACUGAUUUGCUCUUUUAAUUCAAUGAUUAACAGUAAUAAGAUACAGUCAAAGAAGAACUACAGACAGUUAUGUGUCAUUUAAAUGAUUUUUAAGAUCCAAAGAAAUCAAGUUUUCAUACAAUUUGUAACAGUUACUUUGAAAUAAAAGUAUAUUUCAACACUU